AAAGAAAGAAAAAAAUAGUCUCUAUAAUGUCAUAUAGAAAAAUCCGGAUAAAACCUCCUACAAGACUUCCUAAUGUAGAUCGCGAGCAGGAAUACGAGGAUGGCUUCAAACUUCUCAGCCAAGCCUACAUUGAAAUCUUUCGUAAAAAUGCAAAAAUACUUUCUUAUGAAGUCCUUUAUCGAACUGCAUACAACUUGACAUUUCAACAGUUUGGAGAAAAAUUGUAUUUUGGUGUGAAGGACGUGAUUGCGAACUAUCUUGAAGCAAAGGCUGAGGGAGCCAUCGUGCCCGCAUUCGUUAACACCUCGAGCACAAAAGAAAGCUCAGCAGCAGGUUCGGAUUCCAGUGCAAUGUUUAUGAACACAGUCAAGCUAGUGUGGGAUGAUUAUGUAACUGCCCUGACAAUGAUUCGAAUGACACUCAAGUACCUCGAUGAUAGACUGCCUAAAUAUAACCUACCUAAUGUCACUGAUAUGGGACUUGAUCUCUUCCGUGACAGGGUGAUUCGGUCAGAUAAAUACCCAAUCCAGGCACAACUUAUAGCUGCUAUGCUUAAUCAGAUCCAGUUGGAAAGGCACGGCGAUGUGAUUGAUCGAAGUGUAAUAAAGGCAGCCGUCAGCAUGCUGUCUGAACUCACAGACCCAACUACAAAAGAAAGUGUUUAUAUUGUUGAUUUCGAAAACAAAUAUCUCGAAACAAGUGCUGCAUUUUACCAGAUCGAAAGUGAAGUUCUCUCAACCUCUUACGAUGCUCCAGAAUUCAUGCGAAAAGUUGAGCGCAGACUUGAGGAGGAAUAUGAACGAACAAUACAUUGCUUGUCACUUGUUACUGAACCAAAGAUUCGCCACAUUGUCGAAACACACUUAAUCACAGAUAAUCUAAAAACUGUGAUAAAGAUGAAAAACUCUGGGUUGGAUAGCAUGCUAAAUGCUGAUAAAUAUGGAGACUUACUGCGCAUGUACAAGUUAUUUUCGCGCGUAUCAGCUGGCCUGAACGAAUUAAGGACAGCAAUGAUGGCUUAUAUCCUGCGUAUCGGUGCAGAAAUUAAUAGAAGUAUCGCUGCAGAUAUAGGAGAUAUGAAUAAGCCUAAAAGUGUAGCUGAGAAGAGUGCAGUUGGAGGGGCACAAGUAGCAAUUCGAUGGGUAGAACAAGUUUUGAAUCUUCAGGAAAAAUUCGAUCGAAUUCUUGAGUUUGCAGUCAACAAUGAUAAGUCUUUUCAGACAGUGUUUAAUGAGGCAUUCGAGAGCUUCAUUAAUGACAAUACCAAGUCGGCUGAAUUUAUCUCUCUAUUCAUCGACGAAAAUCUCAAAAAGGGCCUCAAGGGUAAAUCAGAGGAUGAAGUGGACGAUAUUCUUGGAAAGACAAUCACUCUUUUCCGCUUUCUACGCGAUAAAGAUGUAUUUGAGCGUUAUUAUAAACAGCAUCUUGCCAAGAGACUCUUGUUUAACCGCAGUGUAUCCGAUGAUGCCGAGAGAGGAAUGUUGGCUAAAUUAAAGAGAGAGUGUGGCUAUCAAUUUACGAACAAACUCGAGGGUAUGUUCAACGAUAUCAAGCUAUCUGCGGAAAUGGAUGUUCAAUUCAAAGACUUUUCCGACCGACAGCCUUUUGUAGAUGUUGGAGUCACUGUCCUGACCUCCACAUUCUGGCCUAUGAACAUAUCUUCGUCUCCUAAAUGUAAUAUGCCCCAAGUUAUUCUUGGUGCAUGUGAGUCAUUUGAGAAAUUUUAUUUUGAUCGACAUAGUGGCAGAAGACUGACAUGGCAACCUCAAAUGGGUACUGCUGAUAUCCGAGCUACUUUCAAGAGCUGCAGACCUAUGUUGAAUUUAUCUACCUUUGCUAUGAUUGUUCUUCUUCUGUUUAAUGAUAUUCAUGAAGAUAAUGGACUUUCAUUAGAGGAAAUCAAGGGGCAGACUCAAAUACCCGAAGCAGAGUUGAAGAGAACACUUCAAUCUUUGGCGUGUGCUAAAUAUAAAGUAUUAACAAGAAAUUCAAAAGGAAGAGAAAUCCACCCUGGAGACAUUUUUUAUUUCAAUACUAGUUUCUCAACCAAUCUUGCAAAAAUCAAGAUCCAGACAGUCGCUUCAAAGGUAGAGAGUGAAGGCGAACGAAAGAACACUCAGGACAAGGUCGAUGAAGAGAGAAAACAUCAGAUUGAAGCUGCUAUUGUACGAAUCAUGAAGGACAGAAAGUCAAUGGAGCACAAUCUGCUGAUUGCAGAAGUCACGAAGCAGCUUACCCCUAGGUUCUUACCUAACCCAGUCAUGAUAAAGAAGCGUGUGGAGGCGUUGAUUGAUCGCGAAUAUUUAGAACGUAGCUCUGAAGACAGACGAUCGUAUCGCUACCUUGCCUAAUAUUCUUCCUUUUUUGUUUCCAUUUUCUUCGUUUCUUUUUUUCCCCUUUAUAAAAUACAUAUGUUGACAGAUAUUUGCUUUACUUGAUAAAAUACAAAACCAAAAACAUACCAUGGGUUCCAUUCAAAUUUACCCUGAU
This is a messenger RNA of Phycomyces blakesleeanus NRRL 1555(-), 2490 nucleotides long. Its product is annotated as Cullin. The record is from RefSeq and is a predicted model, not a curated record. Lineage: Eukaryota; Fungi; Mucoromycota; Mucoromycetes; Mucorales; Phycomycetaceae. Gene Ontology annotation, cellular component: Cul3-RING ubiquitin ligase complex. The transcript is spliced from 12 exons. Gene Ontology annotation, biological process: ubiquitin-dependent protein catabolic process; protein ubiquitination. Bases 27 to 2351 code for a protein of 774 amino acids. Gene Ontology annotation, molecular function: ubiquitin protein ligase binding.